This is a messenger RNA of Culex quinquefasciatus (southern house mosquito), 17443 nucleotides long. It is a transcript of the gene Mical, whose product is annotated as F-actin-monooxygenase Mical. The record is from RefSeq and is a predicted model, not a curated record. Gene Ontology annotation, molecular function: protein binding. Lineage: Eukaryota; Metazoa; Arthropoda; Insecta; Diptera; Culicidae.
GUCAAAAGUUUGGAACAGUUUCGCAACUGUUUGAAACACUCGCCACCGUUACUAACUUCCCAAUUUCUGUCUCACUUGCAGGAAGAAUCGACCAACUCUGACCAACGAGGCCUCACCCCUCGCUCGAAAACCGGCCCAUCCGAAAAACUUGCCGGCCUGGGUCGUGUUUUUCUUUUCGCGAAGAGGAUGAGUGUCUAAAAUAAAACUCAUCCCGGUGAGGAAUUUUGCGCAGUUUUGCAAGCAAGUGCGUGUGUGUUUCUCGGGUGUAAGAAUGAAAGUGAAGAUUUUCUUUCCCAACGACCACCAAGUGUGAGUGAGUGAAGCAAAUUGAGCUGAAAUUCCGACUUUUCGGUCAACUUCCUGAUUUUUGUGGUGCUCGAGAGGGGGGCGUUCAGACCCCAAACCCCUGUUGACGCAGUGUUUCAGCGAAUCAAGGACAACGCGGGGAAUAUUCUGUGCAAGUGUGUUGGUGAGGAGUUUCUGCUGGUGCUUUUGUGUGCAAGUGUGUUGGUGGCGUCCGGGAACAGCUGAUAAGUGAGCAGCGUUCUGUUUGACGGGAGGGGGGGGGAGGGUGUUCUAUCUUGCUCUCUCUUUGGGAUUAAGAGAGAGACUUGGAUGUGGAGUGUGUGAAGAGAUAGGAAGAUUUGAAGGAAUUGCCUCGAAGCUGUUUGGCGGGUGCUGUCUACAGUAAUCAAUCAGAAAAUGAAUCCAGCCAUCAGUGAGCACGAGGCGGCCGGGCUGGCCGCCGAAAUGUUUGACCACUUUUGCGCGGCCACCACGAUGCGCCAGAUCCUCGGCCUGUACCGAAACAUGUGUGAUAUUCUGCAGCUGCGGCCCGGUCCGCUGAACGAGUUCUACCCGAAGUUCAAGUCGAAAAUCCGCAACUGGAAGGCGCAAGCCCUGUGGAAGAAGUUCGACGCCCGGGCGUCCCAUCGCGCGUACAACAAAGGCACCGCCGCGAGCGGAACGCGCGUUCUAGUCAUCGGCGCCGGCCCGUGCGGUCUGCGCACGGCAAUCGAGGCCCAGCUGCUCGGUGCCAAAGUGGUAAGUUGUGGUAGAAAACGUGAUAGGAUUUCUAGGAAUAACGUACUGCACCUGUGGCCAUUUCUAAUCACUGAUCUCAAGGCGCUCGGUGCGAAAAAGUUCUACGGUAAGUUCUGCGCCGGCUCGAUCGACCACAUCUCGAUCCGACAGCUGCAGUGCAUCCUGCUCAAGGUGGCCCUCAUCCUGGGCGUUGAGGUGCACGAGGGUGUGUCGUUUACGCGCGAGCUCGAACCAAAGGACGGCUGCGGAUGGCGCGCGGCCGUCUCGCCCGAAGAUCACGCCGUGUCACACUACGAGUUCGAUGUCCUCAUCGGUGCCGAUGGCAAACGCAACACGCUCGAGGGCUUCAAGCGGAAGGAGUUCCGCGGCAAGCUCGCCAUCGCAAUCACUGCCAACUUCAUCAACAAAAAGACCGAAGCGGAAGCCAAGGUCGAAGAGAUCAGCGUGGCGUUCAUCUUCAACCAGUCGUUCUUCAAGGAACUGUACCAAACGACCGGUAUCGACCUGGAGAACAUCGUCUACUACAAGGACGAAACGCACUACUUCGUCAUGACCGCCAAGAAGCACAGUCUCCUAGACAAGGGCGUCAUCAUGCAGGAUUACGCCGAUCCCGCCGAACUGCUCUCUUCCGCGAACGUAGACACCACCAAACUCCUCGACUACGCAAAAGAAGCCGCCAACUUCUCCACCAAAUACCAAAUGCCCAACCUGGAGUUCGCCGUGAACCACUACGGCAAGCCCGACGUCGCCAUGUUCGAUUUCACCUCGAUGUUCGCCGCCGACAACUCGUGCAAAAUCACCGUCCGCAAGAACUACCGACUGCUGUCCUGCCUCGUCGGAGACAGCCUACUCGAGCCCUUCUGGCCGACCGGAUCCGGCUGCGCAAGAGGUUUCCUCUCCAGCAUGGACGCCGCCUACGCCAUCAAACUCUUCUCCAACCCGAAAAACAGCCUCCUAGCGGUGCUAGCCACGCGUGAGUCCAUCUACCGACUACUCGCCCAAACAACCCCAGAGAACCUGCACCGCGACAUCGGCGCCUACACGGUAGACCCGAGCACGCGCUACCCCAACCUCAACAAAGCCUCCGUCAACAUGAUCCAGGUCAAGCACCUGCUCGACACGGACGACCCGGCCCUUCUCGAGCAAACCUUCCUCGACUCGAACGCGCUCACCACGGGUCCGGAGGUGACCGUCACGAAGCAGCGCAAGCGACGCACCAACGACACAGUCCCGCUCGGGCUGCUGCGGUGGGUCAAGUCCCAGCUCAAGGAGAACCAGUUUGUGCAGGAACUGUCGGACGCGUCGCAGUGCUUCACCAACGGGCGGGUACUUACGCUGAUCAACCGGUACCGGCCGGAUUUGGUGAACCUGGAGGAGCUGCAGGGCUGCUCGGCGGACGAGUGCAACGAGUUUGCGUUCGCGAUACUAGAAGAUCACUUGGGUGAGUUGGUGAAGGGGUCGAGACUAGAAGAUGACUUUAAGAUAAGACGUACAGAAACUACGAGACUAGAUCGGAACAAAAGACAACAAUAUAGAAAUCAGAACCGCGAUUAUUGCACUCGAUCGUUAGUCCUCGAUAAACGGUCGAAAUUGUUUUACACGGAGGAGCGCACCCGCCGUCUGCAGGAGAUCGAGUCGAACCGGGCCGAUCGGCAGACCAAGCGGCGCCAGGCCCGGGCCCAGCAAACGCAGAACUUCUUCACCAGCCUGCACAUGCUCCAGGCGAACACGCUGCUGCGCGAAAGCGACGACAGCUCGGGCGCCUUCGAGGACUACUCGCUGUUUCUGUACCGCCAGCAGGCGCCCGUCUUCAACGACCGCGUCAAGGAGAUCGAGAUGAAGCUGCGGUAUCCGGAUCGCGAGCGGGGUCUGGCCGCGGCCUACCCGCGGGGCCUCGUCGGGGCCGACGGUGAACAGUUUAGCGAUCGGAUCCGCUCGAUGGAGCAGCGCAUCGGCGGCGGUCGGCACGCCCCGGCCACCGAAAAGAAGCCGAAGGAUCUGCUGCGCGCGAUCGGCAAGAUCGACAGCAACGAUUGGAACGUGAAGGAGAUCGAGAAGAAGAUCGAACUGUCGAAGAAGGCGACCGACAUCGGCAAGAGCCGCGAGCGCGUCCCGAAGUGGAACCGCGAGCAGUUUCUCGCCCGCCAGAACAAGCUCACCCAGCAGCCGGACUGCGAGGAAAAGUACAAGGAGUUUGACAGCUCGAUAAAGGCGAUCGACAAGCAGCUCAAGGAGGGCCACAACCUAGAUUUGGGCGAGCGCGGCAAGAACAAGGUCGCGUCCAUCGCUGGACAACUGCAGAGCAGCAAGCAGCACCACCAUCAACACCAACAGCAGAACCAAAAAUCGACCUCGAAGGCCGCCCUGGUGCUGACCUCGUCGGGCGUGGCGGAAAAGUGCCACUUUUGCAAGCAGCGCGUCUACCUUAUGGAGAAGAUCUCCGCGGAGAACCUCACACUGCACCGGUCCUGCCUCAAGUGUCACCACUGCCACACGAAUCUGCGACUCGGCGGCUACGCCUUCGAUCGCGACGACCCGGAGGGCAAGUUCUACUGCACCCAGCACUUCAAGCUCCCGUCCAAGACGGUCAAACCGGUGCCGAAGCGGUCGCUACCGCGCACUCCCCAACAGAUCGCCGCUCAGUCCCCAAUUGCAGCAGCAUCAGCAGCUACAGCCGCCUCAGCCCAGCAACCGUCCACGCCGGACUCGAAGAGUUCCGGCAUCAACUUCGACCUGCUGGAUCGGGGUGAAACGCCCGAACGGAUCGAGUUUGAGAACGCCGACGAGGCAAUUUCGGACGGCGAGGCGGCGAUGGAGGUGAUUGACGAGAACGAGUGGACGGAUCGGAACUUUGGCACCGAGUCGGACGAGUCCGACGAGGAGAUGUCCAGCUCGGACGAGUCGGACUCGGACUCGGAUUCGGACUACGAGGAAGCGGCCGGGUCGCCGUUGGGGGCGCAAACGCUUCAGCUGGCGUCGGAGUGGAUCAGCGACAAGCGCUUCUCGAACAUGGUGGACAGCGAUGAUGACUUCUAUGGAUACUCGAGUGAAGAUGACGAAGCCGACUCGCAGACCGAGGGUGAAGAACUGGCUCGAGCUCGCGAGAUGCGAAUGCAGGAGGUCAAGCUCAUGCCCCCGCCGACCCUGCCAACCGACACCGAGACCGAGGUUCCCCCUAAGUCGGUAGUUGAACCACCGACUACCGCCGUUCCUCAGUCUAACCUUAACGAACCUUGCACUAGUAGUAGCACCUUUGGUAACAACCCUCCGGCACCUCCGGUAGAAUCCGCCGAGGAGAAGGCCAUCCGCGAGAAAAUGCUCCAGAAGCUUAGCGUUCGCGAACAGUGGUUGCACUCGUCGACCCCGUCGCCACCACCGCAGGGUCCUCCGACUUACGGAACCGCCGGUGCCAACACCACCCCCGUUGGCACUCCUCCUCCAAGCGAACCCCCAAAACCCAAAACCUCCUUCUUCGGUGGUCUCAUGAACAGUCUCAGCACACUCAUCAAGUCAGACAAACAGCAAUCGCCGCCGAAACCGUUGCAGUCGCCACCCAAAGAUUCACCCCCCGAGGUCACUCCGGUCGUAAUUCCACCCUCGCCUUCCCCAUCGAUUCGCCGUCUUGCCCAAUCUUCACCCAAACCUCCCCCGUCGCCGACUCCGUCCCUGCGCCGCCAGAACCAAAAACAACCGGAAGUUCCGGGUUCGCCAACCCCAUCGCUAAAGAAGCACCGCAAGCACAAACCCGCGACUCCCUCUCCGACGCCGUCCACCGCCAGUCGCGUCUCCUCCUCCGGACAUCCGGACGAUAUCGAGUUUGAGGAGGUGUUCAAGGAGGAUCUUAAAGAGUGCAACAGCAGCGGUCGUAGCACUCCGCAGAAGCAGCUGAAGCGCCGUAGUCGACCCAAGGUUCGUGAGGAGGGCGAAGAUGACUUCCUGGAGAAGAUCAAGCAGGAUCAGGCCGCGCUGGAUCGGCGCAUGAAGAAGGUCGACGCGCAGAAGUUUAAGAGUAACAUGCAGUCGAUCAAGUCCGCCGUUGAGGGUCCUCGUAUCGUGGGCGUCAAGAGUGAGAAGGACGUGUCCAAGUUCUUCACCGGGGCUAAGGUUGAGGCGAAGCCGAAACAGCUUCCGAAUAAGGACGUGUCCGCUUUGCAGGGUGUCAACCUUGCCAAGUACUUCCCUAAUGCGAAUCCGGCACCGACAACCAGUCCCAAAGCUAGCGCGACUCCGUCGUCUGUGUCCAGCGUUGAAGGCUCCCCCAUGCUUACCCGCAAGAAGUCCAGCGAGGUCGAUCUAAUGAAGUACUUCGGUCCCAGCACGGCCAAGUCCUCCCCGUCAACACCGUCGUCCCUAGCAUCGCCAGCAAUCUCCCGCAAGAACAGCGUCGAGUCUCCAGUUACCGUGCAGAAGACUACCCCAAAACCCACCGUCAACCUCGCCCCCAAACCUCCAGUCGUUCCCCUUCCACCCAAGAAGAACAUUCUGGCCUUCCAGCCGAUCAAAAAGUCCUCCACGGAGUCCACGAUCGCACCUGCGCCGCCGUCUCCAGGUCCAACUAAAAAUGCUCUCGCCUUCCAACCCGUUGCCGGCGGCAAGACUCCUCCGUCCCCGAAAGCCGCACCCAAAGCAAGCAGCUCGCCUCCCAAAAAGACCCCCACAACUCGCAAAUCUCCCGACGACGACAAACUCUUCGACGACCUGCUCAAAGACAUCGACAAGUCUCCGCUCCCCGCCAAGAAACUAACCAAGACUUCACCCCCUACUAAAAAGAAGACUUCCGAUGAUCGCGUAUCGCCAAAACCGGUCAAAAAGUCCAAACCUCCCACCCCCAAGCGAUGCUCGCCCGAUCUAGACGAGCAGCUCUUCGAAGACCUGCUCGGCGACGUGGACGACUCCGUCGUAGAAAACUUUGAAGAAAUCGUAGGUCUCCCCAAGCCGAAGCAAAGCCCAAAACCUACCAAGAAGAAGCUAUCCCCCAAGCAGUCCCCGAAGCCGGUGAAAAAGCCCACCGCUCCGGCGGUCCCCAAAAUGACCGUCAAACGACCCCCCUUCAAGAUCACCGUGCCCGUCAAGAUGCAGGAAACGCUGGAGGAAAUCUACCUGGCCAGUUUGUCCAAGCUGGACACGCGGUCCGCUUCCUCCACCAGCUUGAACACGAUCGACACCCCGAUCAAGAGCAACUCCGAGCACGACCUAGGUAAGGUGGACGAAGCGUUCGAAGCGUUGCUUCAGGAACCCACCGUCACGACGGUGACGGAACCCAUUAAAAACCAGCCCUUUCAGGCCCCCCAGCGGAAGCGGACAUCACCACCGAAGCAGGCUGGCGCCGAAAGCGGCGCGAAAGCUACUAGCGAAACGAGGACAGCGGAGAGGACCGUGGUGUCGCAGGUGGUGCCGAUAGCGCCUGCGACGCCCAAGAUCACGAAGAAGAACGUCGAAACGCCCCAAUCCAAACUGUCUAACCAAACUGAAUUAAAACAAGCCGCGGAAUCGCCCAAACCGGCGCAGAAGUUCCCGUUGAAGUUGAAGCAAGCUGGUAGCGCUACUUCGUUGGAUAAGGUCGCGACUGUUCCGAAGAAGGUCGACACGGGUUCGAAACCUGCCACACCCGUAGUGGCGAGGAAGGUCACUAGCUCUCCGGUUGACAAGGUUGCUAUGUCGGAAACUGCCACACCGAUCCUAACCAGAAAGAACGUCACCUCGGAACAGCUACCAACAGCGGGAACACCUGUUCUGACAAGGAAACCUACCAACUCGAAUCUUCCAAUGGCGGUUACCAACGGCGAAGUUGUACCAAAGUCAGCUCCAGCAAACAAGGUAGUCAAAGAACCGCCAACACCCGUUGCAAGCAGGAAGACCGACACAGCAACCAAGCCUUCUACUCCCAUUGCGACUAAGAAGAUCGUCUCGCCAGCUCCGGGAUCAGCCACGAUCGUUCUAGCCAAGAAUAGUUCGGUAUCCAUUGAAGCAACUCCGAUUGCGACAAAGACGAUCGACAAGACGGAAUCUGUCAAGCCCGUGUCGGCUUCGUCGACACCCGUUUUGACAAAGCAUGAUACAGCUAAGGAACCGCAGGAACCAGCAAUCGUAGCACCCACAUCUCCCACAGAGGAUCCCAAGCUGGAAGAGAAGCCGAAGCAGCGCAAACUAUCCUCCGACGAGGUCUGCUUCGAGGAGCUGCGCAAGAAGCACGAAGCCGCUUUCCGCGGCGAGCUGGAGCAAGCUGCAGCUCCCGUACAGGAACUGGUCGACAGCAAACCCGUUGACGUUCCGCGCACCCUUUCCGAGUUCCGCAGCUCGAUCAUCUGCAAGCCUGCCCCGCUGCGCUCCGCCCAGCAGGACGGUCCGGCUUCUCCGGUGAGCGACAAAAUCAACGAACUUGUCGAGGAGAUUAUGCCGGGAGCGAACCUGGACGACAUGAUCGACGACGUGCCGGUGCCGGUCGAGCGCAAAAAGUCCUCCUUCGCGAAGAUGUUCCACAAGCUGCAGCGCGCGAAUACGAUUGCCGCGAUGGAGGCGUCCUCGCUGAAGCCACUGGCGGCGAAGCCGAACGACGAGGAGUACAAGAUUGAGGUGAUCCGCGAGACUCCGGCGAAGAAGGAGUCUCCGCAACCGGAUCGCAUGAAGAUCAACCUGGAGCGAAGCGCGCAGAUCAAGGAGCAAUACGCGAAGCAGAAGGCACCGUCACCGCCGAAGGCUGCCAAGGUGAUUCCUCCAACGGAGGUUGGAAGGACAGGUUCGUUCAAGAUUCAGUCGGCGCUGCCCAAAGAAGAACCUGUUCAGAGACAAGAAUCCGCCCCAGUGCCAGCGGAGAGAAGAUCGCCCACAAAGAAGCAACUUCCGACGACUCCGAAAUCUCUGGAAAGAACAGAAUCUCUCAAGGUAACGGCUCCGAUACCAAUGGAAAGAAGGUCUCCGACAAAGAAGCAGCUUCCGAUAGCUCAGAUACCAGUGGAACGUACAGAGCCUCUCAAGAUAAAGGUAGUUCCUGUUCAGAAGCAGGAAUCCGCUCCAGUUCCAGCGGAGAGAAGAUCACCGACAAAGAAACAGCUUCCAGCAACUCCAAAACCACUGGAACGAACAACUUCCUUAAAGGUAAACGCAGAAUCCGCUCAAAAGCUUGAACCGGCACCUAAACCGAUGGAAAGAAAAUCUCCCAAGAAGCAACUCCCAACCUUGACAAAACCCCUGGAACGCACAACAUCGCUACGAGUUACAGCGGAAGCUCCAAAACUUGAACGCAAACCGUUCCAGCUGCCAACCACGCCCAAUGACAUCGAUCAUCAGCUUAGUAUCCUGAGCCGCGAGCCAGGAAGCUCCGCCAACAAACCGUUCGUCGUAGACUUUGACGAUCUGCUGGACAGCGUGGAAACGACGGAAGUGGUGAGCUUUGACGAUCUGCUCUCGUCGGAUGAUGAGAAGCCGGCUAAGACAAUACCGAGAGUGGCUGAGCAGAAGCUGCCAGCUGAAAAUAUGGUAAUGUCGGUUCAGACGGUUCCAAAGGUAACAGAGCAGACAAAGCCACUAUCAGUACAGAAAAUUGCUGUAACACCAGUUGUUCCGAAACUUUCUGAACAGAACAAGGUCGUGUCAGCGGAAAAGAUUGCAACGGCUCCUAUCAAGGUAACGGAGAAGAAGCUGGAUGCUUCUGAGCUGAUCAAACCAGUAGCUGUCCAGACUUCAAAGAUCGAGCAGAUCGCACCGAAGAAUCCUCUCUCCGAGAAGGAGUUCACGCAGGCAGCUCAACAGCUGACGGACAAGUUCUUGAAUGCCCAACCGAAGAAGAUUCAGGAAACGCCAAGCGAACAGAAGGAUUUGAAAGCAGAAGCGAUGAUGACGGUGCUGACGGAAGCUACGGACAUCUCCGUCAAGGAAACCGAUUUGUUCGACUCGCUGUGCGAGACACUCAACCAGGACAGUUUGAUCAGCAAGUCUACGACAUCGCUCAGCACGCUGCCGGACUUGGUGAGCAUGACCCAGAAACCUACCAUCGAGGAAUCGAAGCCACUCAAGGUGCUCGACUUCACGGACAAGAUCAAGCAGAUCGCCAACCACGUGCCGCAGGAGAUUCAAGUGUACACGCUGCACACGGAGGAGGACAAGCCGGCUCCGCAGCCUUCCACAAGUGGAGUUACGAACAACUAUGCCCACAUCCUGAAGGACAUCACGUCCGGUAUAGUUGGUUCCAAUCUGGACAUGUCGGUAACGUACGAGCCGCCUCCGGCGAUCGACCGCAAGCCCAAGUCCGACUUUACCACGUACAAGCAGAUGCUGCAGGAGAAGUCGCACGAAUCGCCGGAACCGCCGUCCCAGCAGCCCCAACGACCGCUUCGAAAGCCGAAGCCGAUCGAGCGCAGCGUCUCGCCGAUCGUGGCUAGGCCGUUCGACAACUCGAUCUGCGUGAAUCCGCGCAGGGCUCGCAAGUCCCCUAGCAUUGAGAACAUUGCGAUCGAGCAGGUAUUUGUCAAGCAGGAUGACAAGGUGAUCGAUACGUUCUACGUGGUACCGGAGCAGUCAAGGCAGCUGAAGCGUCGCUCCAAAUCGUACGAUCGACUGGAGGUGCCGAGCAGCUCGAAGGCCAGUGCCAGACAGGCGAAGCAUUCGCUGGAUGAGCUGCGGGAUUAUGGAUUUGAUAUUGAGCCACCGUCGACGGUGAAGCACCUGGUGAAUCCGCGGCUGCGUCACUUGGACUUUGAGGGCUCUGACGAAGAGCUGUCGAGCUUUAGGGAACCGAAGCGGUUUGAACGUGUUAGGAAGUGCAACUCGACGACGGAUACGUCCAAGUUGGACGUGGAAGCGACAAGGGUUGACAUCGAUCGGGAAUCGCCGAUCCCGCGCAGUACGGACUUUUCCAAGUGGGAAGCGAUCCUCGAUCGUGGAGUUCCGUACUAUAAGGAGCAGAAGCAUCAGAAGAAGGAGGACGUUAAGACGUUGGAGCGUAAGCUGGAAGAUUUGAAGGUAGAACGGAAGCCGCGCAAGCGGUUCCCUGCCAAAACGACGAUCCCGAAGGAUUACGAUCCGCAGGAGUACGUUCCGAGGAUCAACAGAAGAUUCGAGGAACCGGAUUCGGAUCUACCCAAGUGGUACGAUCCAGACGAGUACGUUCCGAAGGCACAACGUGGCAAUCCAAUGUACGAGACGGAAGUUCCGGUGUCAAGAUCGCACCGUGCCUACGACAUGGAGGUUCCUACAAGCAGACCACAGCGAGUUUCCGCUCACGAGAUGGAGAUGCCUGUAAGCAGACCACAACGGACUUCAGCUCACGAGAUGGAGGUUCCGAUCAGUCGCGUUGGUGGCCGUUACUAUCACGAACCAAUGCAUCUGGAAGACUACCCGGUGUCGCACACCCUUCCGCGAUCGAAGACCGCGACUCACAUCCCUUACAGCUCGGUUUCGUCUCGAUCGCACGAUCUACCCUCAAGGGAGAUCACCAAGACCCAAUACUCACGUCGUGCAAAUGUGGACAACAGCGCGAUCGUUUCGCGCAGUCAACGCCUUCACGAGAAAGCCAACAAGUACAUCCGCUCGCAAAUCUCCAAGAACGACCCGAACCCCUACAUCCGUGAGCUCGCAGACACUGACGACGAGGACUUCCACCUGCCAGUUCCCUCCUCAACCGCGCACAGAACCCCGAUCACGACCUCCAGCUCGUACCAUCACCCCAUGACAUCGUACGGGUCGUCCGGCUCGGCCGCGAUGAGCCGUAUCACCACAAAAGCCAUCACCCAGCCGUCCCGGAUGACCCAUUACGCCCGGAAGGACGCUCCGUCCUCUGCCGGCGCGUCCUCCUAUCGCCGCGGGGGUGAAUCUUCGAACCGUCGCGAUAACUGCGCCAUUGGCGGUUCCGACUCGGACUCCAACUCGGAGGAGGUCAACUCGGCGACGGAGAUCUCGACGGACUCGGAGUUCGACCAGGAGCCGAGCCACCACCGGCUGCCGCCGCGCAUCUUCAUCGACGAUACGCACCUGCGACGACCGGCUAAAGUACAGGUUAAGCAGAUGACGAUCGACAAUGGCGUCCGUCAGCGUCGGCAGUUCUCGGCGACGACCAACGUGCGAAAUCUCGCGGACAGCAAGCAGCGAUCGCCCGGUGACGACGAUCCGUACUACAAGCGUGACAUCCAUCUGGAGUUCAAACCGCUGAUCGAGGUUGAUCCCACGAUCAAGCUGAGCCAGAAUCGUGCUCCGCUCUCGAUCCCACGACCUGGGGACUACGCGCUCAGUAAGACCGCCAGCACCGAGGGGAUCGCUUCGAAGAAGAGUUUGGAGCUGAAGAAGUAUCUGUUGGGAGAAUCUACCGCGGGAACCGGGGUGCUCAAGAGUGGCUCCGCUUCGGCUCUGGACUCCAAGUUCAAAAGCUUCCACUCGAACAUUACCGAGUGCCAGAAGCUGCUCAAUCCGGCGCCGGAGAUCAGCCCAACGAUGCAGACCUUCCUGCAGAAGACGUCGGCUCCGGCUCCGACAGCGACAUCGCUGCUGGCGCUACGCAAGGAAGCCAUGCUGACCGGCAGGAACGAAGAGAAGGAGAACGUGUACGACGGGAAGAUCGCGCCCAAGAGGUACGCUGAAACGGUCAACGCAACGCUGGUCGAGAACAAGCUGAACGAGCUGAAGAAGGAGGAAGCCAAGGACAAGAAGGACGAUCGCCCAAACAACAACAACGAACGACUGAUCGAGACGAUAAGCUUGAUCACGCCAGAGAAGGAGUCGAGAAGGGUGGAGGAAGAGCCAACGGAGCAGAAACCGAUCGUGGAGGACGGCGAUCGGAUCGUGGAGAUCAAGAACAUCUCCAACCUGAAGCACAUGUUUAUCGACUUGACGUCGGACUCGCCAAACUGCGAUCGAUCGCUGGUGGAGACUACGCUGAACUUUAGCAUGACUCCGCCGUCGGCGGCUAAAGGAACGUCCGUUCAGAGCAAUGGAGAGCUGAAGAACAACAUCCCGGACAUUAUCAGCAGCAUCAAGAUCGAUAGCAACGAGAACAAGGUGGAGGAAGAGGAAGAGCAGGAACGUACGCGAAGUCCAGCGCACGAGACUUCCAUUCAAGUGCCGGAAGUUCCCUGGAAUAAGGAACAGGAAGACGAGGAGGACAUCGAUUCCGACAGCAUAUCGGAAUCGAGCUCCAGCAGUAGCAGCAGCAGUACUUCGAGCGUCGAUGACAUCCCGCACUUUAUCCUGGACUCGACGACCAGUCCGGAGACGCAGAACGAUGAACGGUUCGUGCCGAGGGUUGAGGUGCGCGAUACCGCCGGAGAGCUGAUGCAGAUCGACAGUCUGAUGAUCAUCGACGGGAAGUACAUCGGAGAUCCGGAGGAUCUCAAGCUGCUGGAGGAGCUGCCACCGGAUACGAAGAUCGCCGCGAAGCUUUCCCAGCAGGAGAUGAAUCUGGACAGUAUAUGUGUGCUAGAGGAUAAGCUUCCAACUCCGACGGAGGAGCGAAUGCCUCCUCCGAUCCCGCUGCCGGUUCUCGAGCUCGAACCCAAAGAGGAUCCCGUCGAGAAGCCGGCUUCCAAACCAUCUAGUCCCACCCAGCCGAAGCCGGACCUCAAGUUCGACACGCGCAACGAAAACAAGCUGGACACGCUAAAGAACCUGCCGCUGGUGCUGGAUCUCCAACCACAAAAGCCGCGCAACCUAAGCUUCGCCGCGAACCGCAAGUCACCGGAAACCGACGCGGAAAAGACUCCGCUUGCGCCGUCCCAGCUGCUUCCGCAGCUCGCCAAAGCGGAAGGAUCCGACUCGGAAACGGAACUUACGGCGCAGAACCUGACGGAAACCGAACUGUCCGACUGGGCGGCGGACGACGCCGUGUCGGAGAACUUUGUCGACAUUGAGUUUGCGUUGAGCUCGAACAAGGGCACGAUCCGGCGGAACAAGCCGAAGCAUGGACGGCUGCAGCAGAAGAAGGUGAUCGCGGCUGCGCCGUUGGCGUCGGUGGAAGUUCGCCAGCAGGCUUCCGAGGAUGGAAUUAUGAAGAACUUGGCGAUCGAGGACAUUGAAUUUAUGGACACGGGAUCCGAGGAGGAGAGCUGCAUCGAGAGUUACUCCGCCACGAAUCGGGCGAUGCUGAAGAACCGCGGUUACGUGGAGUUUGUCGAUCCGAGAAGCCCCAAGCCGGCGACGUACGCGAUGGGGAACAACUAUGGACAGCUGGCGCAGUCGAGCAAGCCAAAGCUGGUGGAAGCGAUCAACAAGCAGGUCGCCGGGGUGGACUACAUCGAGCAGGGAGCGUACCUGCUGAACAGUGCCGCGGCGGACGAUUCGAAAACGCCGAUGAACGAGGAACCGCCCGCGAAGAUCACGUUCAGUGCGUUGGCGGCGCAGAACAAGGCGUUGCAGCAGCCGCCGCAGCAGCUGGAUAGCUUGAACGAUAUCGAGGAGGAUAGCUUGCUGAUUGUGACUUCGUCGCAGGGAACGGCAACGACUACGGAGGAGAGUGAAGCGCCGACGAUCGUGGCUCCGGUGGAACGAACUGUGGGUAGUGGAAGCAGCGGUCGAGGAAGCGUGAAUUCGUUCAGCUCGAAGCAGCAGAUGGAGGAGAAAGUCGGGAGGAGUCCGGUUCGGAAGGUGUCAACGGAGUCGAGUUCCGGGGAAAGCGAAGCAGUCGAGAGGAAUAUGAGGAAGGACUCGCUGAAGAACAACAUCGACAUCGGGUACGAUGAGUACGUGAAGCGGCUGCAGCAGAAGAUCGCGCUGAUCAGUAGCGCUCGAGACUCGUUGGAGGUUAAGAAGAGCAAGCGAAAGUCGUCGAGGGAUGCCGGGUUGGAUGAGGCUUCGGUAGUGGAACCAGUGAAGAAACCGGCCGCGGCGAGCAUUUACACCGAACAAAGUUCACUCGAAGUGCCAAAGAGCGUGGAGAAGAAGAUCGAGGAGAUCACCAAGGAGCGCGUCAAGCAGAAGGACAUCAUUCACGAUCUAGUCAUGGACAAGCUGCAAACGAAGAAGCAGCUGAACGCGGAGAAGCGCCUCAACCGGAGUCGAAACCGAAACAACGUGCUCCCGGGAGUGUCUCCGGUCACUCCGAGCCAUCCUACACCAGCACAUCCCCCCGAAGGAUUCCCUUCCUAUCAACCCGUAGCCAGCGAUCGCCGUAACCGCAUCCUCGACAGCAAGGAAACAACCUUCGCCCAGCCAACCCCGGUGCCGAUCUUCCCCAACAAGGAGAACAUCGCAGCGUUCGCCACCCCAGCAAGCUACCUGCAAGCAACUCCUCGCACGAACGCCAAGAAACCCGCGGAAGAAACGCUCACCCUCACGGAGCAACUCCGCGAAGAAGCCCGCGCCCGUGCCCGCCUCAAAUCCAACCAGGACCUCGGCCUCUCCCCUGAAGACCGGGUCCAGCUGCUGCGCAAAAAGUUCCACAUCAACCUGCGCGAACUCAAUGACCAAGAUCCGAACAAGUGCGACGACACCAAGUUCAAGGAGCGCUCGACCAAGCUGAUGACCUCGAAGAGCGUCAACGACGUGUCGAUCCUCAAAAACCUCAGCAACGAUCCGGACUUUAUCUCGCCGGUGGACGAACCCCUGAUCGGGGCCAAGCUGCAGGACUACGUGUCCGACCCGAACCUGGUGCAGAGCCCAACGACCGGUUCCAGUGGCGGGGCCAGCGACGAGCUGCGGCUGAGGACGCGCAGCAAGUGCAAGGACCGCGAGCGCCGCAAGAGCAUCAUCGAGAAGGUGUCGGAGUUUUUCAACAGCAGGAAGAAGACGGAAGCGCAACCGGCGACUGGUGCGUCGUCCGGCAGUAAGGACUCGUCGCCGACCAAGAAGGAGGCGGGCUGCGGAAGUGGGAAUGAGUUGGCGGUGCCGAACAGUGCGAGUAGUUCGACUAGUGGCGGAGGAGGUGUGGGCUUUUUGAGGUUCAAGAUCUCGCCGAAGCUGAAGGAUAAGUCCAAGUCGUGCUUUGAUGUGAGGAAUAUGGGUUUUGGUACCAAGGAAGGUUCACCGUACGAGCGGUGCGCCUCGGAGGACUGCCUUAAAAAUGCCGCCGCCGCCACCACAAGUUCAACCAAUACGACCACAACAACGGCCGCCGGCACCACAACGACCACGUCCGGGCGGGACACCACCACAACCGGUUCCUCGCCGACGACGGGCGGCGGUUCCUCCAGCGGCAACCGCUUCACCCCGAUUGGGCGCAAGGAGGCCGAGGAGCUGGAACCGCCACCGAUUCCGCCACUGCCCCUCAACUACCAGCGUUCGGAUGACGAAAGCUGCACCACCAACGAGCCAAAGAACGAACUGAAGAAGCUGCGAGCAAUGUCCAAGGCAUCGCGUCAAGCCGAGUUGAAAAGACUGAGGAUCGCGCAGGAGAUUCAGCGCGAGCAGGAGGAGAUCGAGGUCAAGAUCAAGGACCUGGAGACGCGCGGCGUCGAGAUCGAGAAGGAGCUGCGCGGCGAGAGCGAAUCGCUCGAGAAGAACAUCGAGAACCUCGGUGCGAACGACGAGGGCCUCGUCAAGGAGUGGCUCGAGCUGAUGCGCAGCAUCACGCGGCACAAGGUGCGCGACGAGGAGCUCACCAUCCGGCAGCAGGAGCUGCAGCUCGAGCACCGGCACGCCCAGCUCAAGGAGGAGCUCAACAUGCGGCUGUCGUGCAGCAAACUCGACAAAAACUCGUCGGACGUCGCCGCCGAGGGUGCUAUCCUGAACGAGAUGCUGGAGAUUGUGGCGAAGCGGCAAGCGCUGAGGCCCUCGCUGGACGCGGCCGCGGCCGCUGCGGCGGCUUCCGUCGGUGGGGCGGCAGCAGCUCUUCCGCCACGGUCCAAGGACGUAAGCGAUGUAAGCACUGAUGAGCAAGAACUCGAAGAAGAGCUAGAAGAGCUUGAAGAUGCCGGCAUCGAGCGGGAUUGUGUGGCCGUAGCUAGCACUAGUAGUGGUCGUAACAGUAGCAGUAACCAUUUAAACCCAAACAAUGUGAUCUAGUGAUAGAACGAGAACGAGGUGAAUCCAGGCAGAAAAAGUGUGGAAUUGAUUUAAACUUGCUUCCCGGUGCGGGCCAACCACUAUCAAAUAGUGUGCGCGACUCGAAACGACAAGUUCCGGAGGAGGAGAGGGAGCCAGCAGCUUGUGUACAGUGUGCUCUUAGGCUUAGGGAUGUUCAACCAAAAUGUUAAGGAAGAUAAAAAAGAAAAACAAAAACGCAAAUCUGCCACAAUAUUAAGAGGAAGUGAAACGAAAAGUUAGACAAUUUUUUUUAGAGGUUUAUAUUUUUAGUUUGUGACAGACUCUUUAUUAACUCUUUCUCUCUUUUUUUGCGCUGCAAACCAUCGUUAUUUACCGUUUUGUUCUUAUGUUUGUCGGAGAAUGAAGUGUUUAUCUUUAUUAUGUUUUUAUUGUUUGUUAACAGAAAAAUUGCCUCAAUAGGUUGCAUGACAGGAUUAAGUUUUCUUUUGCUUACUGACCGAUUCUCUUUCAACUUGUAAAGUGUUCUAGUUUUUGUUUCACUUUUGAUUUAACCAUAAGACUUGUGCUCCCUUUUACAGUUUCAAUAGGUUUAUUUAUUUGCUCCCCCUAUUUUUUACUACUCAACCUGCUCAGUUUUCAAACUCUCUAGUUUAAUUAACGUGUUUCAAUAAAACUGUAAUUUAGUCAAUUAUUUUUUGCAGUGUUUCGUUUUUUUCCGGUUUUUCAGAAACACACUCAACUACACUAAAACGACAUUCGCACAGAAAAUGCGCACGCACACACUGACAAACACAUACACACACACAUACUCGCGACAUUGGACUUUGAACAAAAAAAAGGGACAGAAUAGAACCAGAUUUUCGGCGUUUCAAAAACAAAAAUUAAAAUGUUAGCUUCGUUUCGGCAAAAACAAAAAAAAAGCAAAUGCAAAUUAAAUACGGCUAGGUGGUAAGGGCAAGUUUCUUGUGACUUUUUGCAGUAUUACAAAAUAUUUUUUACACAUGAACAGAGUUAUAAAUUAAACAAAAAAUCGCUAACCCCCCAAAAAACGAAAAAAAGCAGAAUUUAACCGCGCGGCUUACAAACUGACAUGGUCUAAAGAAUGAAGCGCAAAGUGUAUAUUUGUAGGAAUUAGGCGUCUUGAUAAAAAGGCGCACGCUAACGAAAGGAAUUUAAAGCAAUCAAGUCAGGAUGAAGUGAGGACGCGUGAGCAAAGUGAGAGCUACAAUGUUGCAAUUCAUGGAAACUAUUCUUAACAAACGAAAAGUUAAACUAAAACGCAGACUCAACACACAGAACACGGCGAACAAAAGUGAAAAGAAACAUUAACAAUUACAAAACUAAAACCAACAAGAAGGAAACUAACCGAAUAAAGAUAGCGAACAAGUGAAAUGAUUUGAAUUUAAGGAAAGAAAAAUGUAAGUCAACAAAGCUUUAAGAGAUUUUGAACGAGGAAUAAAACAUUUAAAAAACUUAUCGAUGAAUUGAUUUGAAA